This is a messenger RNA of Fusarium mangiferae, 1647 nucleotides long. RefSeq names its product putative sugar transporter. Gene Ontology annotation, cellular component: membrane. The record is from RefSeq and is a predicted model, not a curated record. Lineage: Eukaryota; Fungi; Ascomycota; Sordariomycetes; Hypocreales; Nectriaceae. Gene Ontology annotation, biological process: carbohydrate transport; transmembrane transport. The coding region runs from base 1 to 1647 and encodes 548 amino acids. Gene Ontology annotation, molecular function: carbohydrate:proton symporter activity. The transcript has 3 exons.
AUGUUCAAGAAGUACUUUGGCCUCCGAGGCCAGGCCCUCAACUAUGCUAUCAGUACUAUUGCGGGAACCGAUUUCCUGCUCUUUGGCUAUGACCAAGGUGUCAUGGGUGGUAUCUUGACAAUGGCUCCUUUCAUGGAGCAAUUCCCAGACAUGCACAGCGAUGAUCCCACAGUAUCCGCCGCUGUUCGAAAGGACCGCUCUAACUAUCAAGGCAUCGCUGUUUCGUCUUACAACCUGGGCUGCUUCUUUGGUGCCAUUGCUACCAUCUUUCUUGGAAACAAGCUCGGCCGCCGGAAAAUGAUUAUGCUCGGUACCACAAUCAUGGUUGUUGGUGCUGCUCUUCAGGCUUCUGCGUUCACUCUGGAACACUUCAUCAUCGGAAGAAUCAUCACUGGUCUUGGUAACGGCGGCAACACAUCUACCGUUCCUAUGUGGCAAUCAGAAACCUGCUCCGCCCAUAAACGUGGUAAAUUGGUAAUGAUCGAGGGAGCGCUCAUCACACUCGGCAUUACCAUCUCGUACUGGGUUGACUACGGCAUGUACUUUGCGCAAGACACAUCUGCCUGCUGGCGCUUCCCAAUGGCGUUCCAGAUUGUCUUCUGUCUAAUCAUCAUGGCCUUUGUUAUGAACCUUCCAGAAUCUCCCCGCUGGCUUGUGCUCAAGGGACGUGAUGAAGAUGCAAAGGAAGUUAUUGCUGCCAUUGCCAACCAGGAUGUUCAGAGCAAGUAUGUGGACAACGAGUUCAAGGCCAUCAAGGAGACAGCUGCAGAGAUGAGUAAGGGAUCAUUCUCAGACUUGUUCUCUCGAAACCACAACAAGAACCUUCACCGUACUCUCAUCGCUUAUAUCAAUCAAAUGUUCCAACAGAUCUCUGGUAUCAAUUUGAUUACUUACUAUGCUGCUACCAUCUAUGCUGGACUUGGUAUGACUGGCCAUAUGCCUCUGCUCAUGGCCGCUCUGAACGGUACCGAAUAUUUCCUGGCCUCACUCCCUGCAAUCUGGCUGGUCGAGAGGGUUGGACGUCGAAAGCUGAUGCUCUUCGGCGCAGCAGGCCAGUGUGCAUCCAUGGCCAUCCUUGCUGGAGUUGGCUCCAGCGAUGCGAAGGCUUGCCAGAUUGUCGGAAUUGUCUUCUUAUUUGUCUUCAACUCAUUCUUCGCCGUUGGCUGGCUUGGCAUGACUUGGCUGUACCCUGCUGAGAUUACGCCUCUUCGCAUCCGUGCGCCUGCCAACGCUCUGUCAACAUCAAGUAACUGGAUCUUCAACUGGCUGGUGGUCAUGAUCACUCCUCCUGCAUUUGAGAACAUUGGAUCCAACACAUAUGUCAUUUUUGCAGUCAUCAACGCCAUCAUGGUUCCUUCGGUCUACUUCUUCUUCCCUGAAACUGCAUACCGAUCUCUGGAAGAAAUGGAUACUAUCUUCCAGAAGGUGGGGCAUGGUUUCCAAGGCGCACUCGAUGUCGUCAAGCAGGCCAAGAUCGAACCUCGACGAUAUGACAACAAUGGCAACCUUCUCAUUGCCAUUGAGGAGGUUGAAGAGAAGGGACAUGUUGAGCAUCGAAGUGGAAGCUCAAGUGGGCAGAGCGGUGAAGGUAACAACGCUGCCAUGUUUACUUCACAUGACGAAGAGAACCAGCGCCGAGAGAAUUAA